AAAUAUUUACUCCAUCGAUACUGGUUUGUGAAUAAGUGUCAACAAGUAGUUUCCGAGCAUGAGUAGAAAGAGUUUAAAUGACUUGAGACGACCAAAGACUACAGCAUUCAAAUCACCACUCCAAAAUACCUCACAGAAGUCAAGCAAUGGUUUAAAAAACAGUGAGCAAGAUGAUGUGCAAGAAUUGGAAAAGAAACUGGAGACCUUUAAUACUGAAAUAGCAGAGCUAGAAAGCAGGGGCUUAAAUGUAGAAAUGCUACAAACCCACAUAGACAAGUUACACCAGUACAACGAGCUUAAGGACUGCGCCCAAAUGGUGUUGGGAAGAAUAGCUGUACUUGAGGGUGUCAGGACCAAAGACCUCUACCCUCGCUAUAACCUUGACCUGGAAGACUAAAGUCGAUAGGAGCCAAUGAAAUAGUCCGUUUCAUAAUGAACGUGAUGGACCACCAAUGGUGGCAUUCAAUUGACGCACAAAUUUGUUGAAGAAAUACAAACGGAGUUGAAUACUUUAAAAUUUUAUUUUAUAAAAUUGUUAGCAAAUGCAAUUGUACUGUAUAUAAUUUGUUGAAGUUUAAUAAAAAUAUUUUUUGAAAAAAUUAA
Molecule: messenger RNA, 603 nt
Organism: Magallana angulata
Lineage: Eukaryota; Metazoa; Mollusca; Bivalvia; Ostreida; Ostreidae
Product: DNA repair protein SWI5 homolog
Exons: 5
Coding region: 59-397 (112 amino acids)
Biological process (GO): double-strand break repair via homologous recombination
Cellular component (GO): Swi5-Swi2 complex; Swi5-Sfr1 complex
Source: RefSeq, a predicted model, not a curated record